CUUGUACAUUCACGAUUCUUGCAAAGACGCACAAUGAAGCUAACCACCUAUCUACUCGCGCUCGUCCUGUUCGCCGGAUUCUGCCUGCUGCAGCCUUCCUCAGCCCAGUCGAACUCCACCACAUCCACCAACAGCACAACCACGGAUGCAACCACUACCACCACAGCCGCGCCCACAACCGUUCAUAGGAAAUAUUUUACGAUCCGUAAUCUUCGCUAUAAGACAGUGCGCAGGAUCCAUGUUAACAAGAAAUCUGGUUAACAAUAUCUUUAGCUUACUAAACAAUGGCAAAUAAAAAUACGUGAUGAAAACCUAAACACA
This is a messenger RNA of Drosophila sechellia, 321 nucleotides long. RefSeq lists its product as uncharacterized. The transcript has a single exon. NCBI's taxonomy places the organism in Eukaryota, Metazoa, Arthropoda, Insecta, Diptera, Drosophilidae. The coding region runs from base 34 to 261 and encodes 75 amino acids. The record is from RefSeq and is a predicted model, not a curated record.